AGAGAGAAAGGCGCUAAAAGAGGGGAGAGCCGAAUUCACCAGAUACAAAGGCUGGGUUCAAUUUCUGCUGCUGAAUUCCAAGCAAUCACAACUACUUUAUACCUUAAUUUAUUGAAUUUCUUUUGUUGUUUUCUGUUUCCAUUUUGUUUAAUGUUUAAUUUUUGUUGUUUUGUGCCAGCAAUUUCGACAUUUAGUUAUAAUUUGCUGAAAUUUUCGGAAAUGCCGCGUUGAUUUGUUGGAUGUCUUAUUACAUGAAGAUUUUUGGAUUCUUCGUACUUUGGAAGAAACCCUUGUCCGUUUCCAUUGAACUGGGGUUCGGGUUUUAGUUCUUGUCUACUCGAUUAGGGUUUUUGAUUCGUUGAUUUGCUGUAUAUGUAUUUCUGAAUCCCUUUUGAAGGAUCUCUGUGUCUGUGAUAAAGCUAUUACUGGUAGGAAUUGAUUUGCGCAGAUGAGGUGCUUUUCUUGCAUAAAUUGUUUCCCGAAAGAUGUUGAAAAUUAUGAUGGCAAUAUGGCAGCCGAUGAAUUUGCAGUUGAUGGGAGGGGAAAUCCAUGUAAUGAUGUUAAUGAUGGGAAGUUGGCAGAUUCUAUGAGGGAGAAGAGGUUCAAUAGUCAGAGGGGUAAUGUGGCACGUGGUUUUACUUUUCGUGAGCUUGCUGUGGCAACACAGAAUUUUAAAGAUGCUAAUUUGAUUGGAGAAGGUGGAUUUGGAAGUGUUUAUAAGGGUCGGUUGGAAUCUGGGAAAAUUGUUGCAGUGAAGCAGCUUAACCUCAAUGGGCUUCAAGGGAACCAGGAAUUCAUCGUGGAGGUUCUUAUGUUGAGUCUCCUGCGCCAUCCAAAUCUUGUCACUUUGAUAGGUUACUGCGCAGAUGGAGAUCAGAGACUUUUGGUUUAUGAAUACAUGCCACUUGGUAGCUUGGAAAAUCAUCUUUUUGAUCUAGAGCCUGGCCAGGAGCCACUGGAUUGGCACACGAGGCUAAAGAUUGCUGUUGGUGCAGCUCGUGGGCUCGAGUAUCUCCAUUGCAAAGCAAAUCCACCUGUAAUUUACCGUGAUUUAAAAUCUUCAAACAUAUUGUUGGAUAAUGACUUCAAUCCAAAGCUUUCGGACUUUGGACUGGCUAAAUUGGGUCCUGUUGGCGAUAACACUCACGUGUCAACUCGAGUUAUGGGUACCUAUGGUUAUUGUGCCCCCGAUUAUGCAAUGAGUGGAAAACUAACUUUAAAGUCUGAUAUAUAUAGCUUCGGUGUGGUUUUGUUGGAGCUGAUCACUGGACGUAGGGCAAUUGACAUAACCAAGAAACCCGGAGAGCAAAAUUUAGUUCCUUGGUCUCGCCCCUUUUUGAAAGACCGGAAGAAGUUUGUUCAGCUGGUCGACCCCUUAUUGCAAGGCUGCUUCUCUGUCCGUUCAGUGCACCAUGUGGUUGCUGUAACUGCAAUGUGUCUCCAGGAGCAAGCAAAUUUCCGGCCCCUGAUCGGUGAUAUUGUUGUUGCACUCGAGUACUUGGCCUCUCAAGCAGAAAUGUCCGAAAACCUUAAGAGUCUGACGGUUGGGUCACAACCCUUGCCCGACCAUGCUCGUGAGCCAGACGCGACAGCAAUUCUGGCUUCUAAGUGACGGUUUUCCAGAAAACUUCAAAGUGCUAUGCCAAGAUCGUUACAGAUAAAAAGAUUACUACAAAAAUAGGAUUCAAAGAAGCCAACGGGAUGCUUGCUUUACCUUGAAGCAUAAGGGUUCAUGCUUUGCUACGAUGGAUCGUGGAUAUAUCGUCUUUGUUGCCCGUGGUAUAUAAUUCGUAAGAACACCGAUGUUCAUUUCAUUUCCAAAUGGGGUUUUCUGUUUUUGUUUCGGUUUGAUAGAGAAUUGAAAAUGUAGAUAAAGUGUAUGCUUCCUUACGACCUUGUACUUUCACGUGUGUGGAGUUAUAACGAUGGUUCUAUCGUUAUAUGUAGAUGAACAUGUGAACCGAACUUUCUAUUUC
This is a messenger RNA of Cynara cardunculus var. scolymus (artichoke), 1976 nucleotides long. RefSeq names its product probable serine/threonine-protein kinase PBL21. Gene Ontology annotation, biological process: protein phosphorylation. Gene Ontology annotation, molecular function: ATP binding; protein kinase activity. Lineage: Eukaryota; Viridiplantae; Streptophyta; Magnoliopsida; Asterales; Asteraceae. The transcript is spliced from 7 exons. The record is from RefSeq and is a predicted model, not a curated record. The coding region runs from base 449 to 1612 and encodes 387 amino acids.